CUGCGUAGCUGCCUGGCUCCGGCUUCCGGGUAAUGCUAGCGCGAUGGGGCGGAGGGCCGGAGUUGCCGAGUAGCGGCUGCUAGUGGGCGUGUUCGUUGAGCGGUCUGACCCAAGGGCCGGGGUCCCAGGGUCUUUGAGAGCAGACUGCAGGGCGCGGCGACAGCCUAGGAUCUCCGCCAGUCCCCGCCACCUACUAUGUCGGCCGAAGCCUCGGGCCCCGCGGCGGCCGCGGCCCCAUCGCUAGAAGACCCUAAGCCCUCAGGUCUCGAGCCUGGCUCCGCCGCCUACGGUCUCAAGCCGCUGACCCCGAACAGCAAGUACGUAAAGCUGAACGUGGGGGGCUCGCUGCACUACACUACGCUGCGCACCCUCACGGGACAGGACACCAUGCUCAAGGCCAUGUUCAGCGGCCGCGUGGAGGUGCUCACGGACGCCGGAGGUUGGGUGCUGAUCGACCGGAGCGGCCGCCACUUUGGCACAAUCCUCAACUACCUGCGGGACGGGUCCGUGCCACUGCCUGAGAGUACCAGAGAGCUGGGGGAGCUCCUAGGCGAAGCACGCUACUACCUGGUGCAGGGCCUGAUUGAGGACUGCCAGCUGGCACUGCAGCAAAAAAGGGAGAAUCUGUCCCCGCUGUGCCUCAUCCCCACGGUGACUUCUCCCCGGGAGGAGCAGCAGCUCCUGGCCAGCACCUCCAAGCCCGUGGUGAAGCUUCUGCACAACCGCAGUAACAACAAGUACUCCUAUACCAGCACUUCAGACGACAACCUACUUAAGAACAUCGAGCUGUUUGACAAGCUGGCCCUGCGCUUCCACGGGCGGCUGCUCUUCCUCAAGGAUGUCCUGGGGGACGAGAUCUGCUGCUGGUCUUUCUACGGGCAGGGCCGCAAAAUCGCCGAGGUGUGCUGCACCUCCAUUGUCUAUGCUACGGAGAAGAAGCAGACCAAGGUGGAAUUCCCAGAGGCCCGGAUCUUUGAGGAGACCUUGAACAUCCUGAUCUACGAGACUCCCCGGGGCCCAGACCCAGCCCUCCUGGAGGCCACAGGUGGUGCAGCUGGAGGUGGUGGUGCAGGCCGAGGGGAGGAUGAAGAGAACCGAGAGCACCGUGUUCGCAGGAUCCAUGUCCGGCGCCACAUCACCCAUGACGAGCGUCCUCACGGCCAACAGAUUGUCUUCAAGGACUGACUUGACUCUUCCCUUCCCUUCUUCCUGGCUCUGGGCCCUCCUUUCUCUCUUUUCUUCCCCUUCUUAGCCUUUGCCCCGGCUCUGCUGGCCAAGUCGCGGGCCCUCCUUCUGUCCCUCCAGUGCAUGAUACAGUUCAUUUUGGUCCUCACAUUCAUUCCCUGCUCACUGCUAACACGGUACAUUCCAGCCCCUGUCCUUGGACCUCUUCCGAAGGUCAACAUUCGUCCCCAGGCCCAUCCUUGGCCUGCUCUCCUUCCCUCACCAGCUGGUUUAGAACGAUGUAGAAUCCCUUUUCUCUUUUUUAGUACAUCGUACAUGCCAAAGUGUUGAGCCAGCUGUGAACAUCCAUCACAUUCUGAGCCACCUCCCGCCAUGUGCAGGGGAGUUCGCCUCCCUCCUUCCCCACUGUGCUCCCUGCCUCCUUAACUUUGUACUAGGCUGACCUGGCCUGUACCAGCUCAGUGGUCUUCUCGGUCUGUUUCGUAUUAUUUAUUAUUUUAAUUUUCUAUUAAAUUAUUGGAAUAAAGUUGAGUCAAGGGUC
Messenger RNA from Tupaia belangeri chinensis (Chinese tree shrew), 1726 nucleotides. It is a transcript of the gene KCTD13, whose product is annotated as potassium channel tetramerization domain containing 13. NCBI's taxonomy places the organism in Eukaryota, Metazoa, Chordata, Mammalia, Scandentia, Tupaiidae. The record is from RefSeq and is a predicted model, not a curated record. The transcript is spliced from 6 exons. The coding region runs from base 196 to 1185 and encodes 329 amino acids. Gene Ontology annotation, cellular component: Cul3-RING ubiquitin ligase complex. Gene Ontology annotation, biological process: proteasome-mediated ubiquitin-dependent protein catabolic process; protein ubiquitination; protein homooligomerization. Gene Ontology annotation, molecular function: protein binding; ubiquitin-protein transferase activity.